Paramecium pentaurelia is the source of this 2065-nucleotide messenger RNA. The record is from the annotation of a GenBank genome assembly. NCBI's taxonomy places the organism in Eukaryota, Ciliophora, Oligohymenophorea, Peniculida, Parameciidae.
AUGAUUUUGGGAACAGAAGUUAAUGAAUUUGUUUCAAAUAGAUAAUAAUCUAAAAUUCAUUAUCUCUAAGAAGAGAAUAAGUAAUUAUAGGAAUAUAUCAUUGAUCUUGAAAAUGCCUUAAAAUUAAAUAAGUAAGCUAUGGCACUUACUAUGGAAGGAAUGAAUAAGCGAGUUCAGGUAUAAUGAGUUUAAAUCAUUUAGUUGACAAGUGAUUCCAGUACUAUGUCCAUGUGUUACACAAAUUAUUAGAAUAGUUAAUUAGAAAGUGUAAUAAAGUUAUUGAAUGAAGAAAAUGAGAAACUCAUGAAAGGAUUAUCAAAUCAAUAGAAAAUAACAUAAUAAUUAUAAACAAAGUUAUUAUUAUAAGAAUAGAUAUCAGAAGAACAGCAAAACUAUUACAAAGAUUUAAUAGCUGAUUUAGAAUAUAAAUUAAUAGAUUUGAAAAGGAAUAUUCAUGAUAAGGAAUAUGCAAUCUAAGAAUUAGAAAGGAUGAAACCUAUAUAAGAAAGAGAAGGAUAAUUAGUGAAAUUAAUUGAAAUUGUCACUCCUUCAGAGUAAAAUUUAAAAUUACAUGAAGAAUUAGAAAAUGUAAGAAAUUUACUUAACAAAAUUACUAAUGAAGCUUAAUCAAUUACAGAAACAAAUAAUACAUUGAGAGAAGUCAAUUAUGUAUAAUAUUAAUAUAAUAUUAUAAGCAUUUGAAGAGAGAAAUCUUUAAAAUGAGAAUAGUCUUACGUAGUUAAACAAAUUAUUAGUGUAUGAAAGGUAAAUAUGUAUUUAUAUUUAGAAUAGAUUUUGUUUAUUAAGAGUUUAUUGAUAAAACUGAUGAUAAUUUAGAACUUAAUAGAGAAGUCUAAAAUCAUAGAGGAAAAUUAGAGUCAUUGCAUCAAGAAUUAUAUGGUAUAAAUGGUUUAGGUUAUGGAUUCUCCCCAGAACCUUAAUAACUCAAAUAUUUAAGCAAAAAUGAAAGGAUGAUUUAUUAAGAAAAAUUACAUAAAAUGGAAAUGAUGGUGAAAGGAUUUAAAGAAUUAUUUGAAAAAGAAAAAAAUGCUAAUAUUCAUAUUAGAUAAUUAUAUAAUAUAUUACUAUCAAAAUAUGAAUCUAUAUUAGAUACAAAUGAAUUACUUAUUAAAUCUAAUUAAUUGAAGGAUGAAAGAAAUGAAAAGUAAUAAAUAGAAUUACAAUUUUAUAAGAAAUAAAGUCAAAGUUUAAUGGAAUAAUUGAGAAAUAGAAAAACAACAUUCAAUUCAAUCAUUCUUAAUUAAGAAUAAGAUAUUGCUGCGAAUAUUUUUAGUCCUCGUUUUUAAUAAAAACAACAAUCCAAUUCUCAAUAAUUUUCCACUAUGAAAAAAUAAUAGUAAAAAAAUAAUGAAUAUGAUAAUAAGAACUCUAAUUAAGAAUUUAAAUAAUAAAAUAAUCAAUCAUAAUCAACCAAAAUAUAACUUACUUAAAAGCCUAUUCUACCAUAACUUGAAAUAAAUGAUUCAUCUUCUGAAGAACAUAUAAAAUAUAUUUGUUAAACAGCCAGAGGAGAUAAUCAAUAAUUAAAAAAAUUGAAUUAUUAAUAAUAAUAAGGAUAAAUUCUUUAAUAUUAUGAUAUGUCAAAAUAGGAAUGUAUUACAUUUCUAAUGUCUAUGUUUAAUGAUUAUUUUAAGAAAUUAGAUGUAAAUAAUAUUAAAAAAUAAUAAUAGUUCAGUAAUGUCAAAAAGUUGCAAUUGAUGAAAUAAAUUGAAGAGAAACCUUUUCAAAAAAGAUUUAUCAAAAGAUCAUAUAGUAAUCCAUUCUUAUACUUUUCAAAUGCUAAUAAUAUUUCAUUUAAUUAACCACCUAAAUAAUCAGUAGUGGCAAUUGUAAUAUUUUAUUAUUAUUAUAUAUUUAGACUAAAAAUGAAAUUUAAUUAUUAUUAGCUGAAUUGUAGAGUAAAAAAUAAAUUAAAAAUGAUUAAUAAGGAAUUGGAAAUGAUCUUUUUAAUGUUGAUGUCUCUAAAAUAGAUAUCAAAUAAAAUAAAAGAAAACUAAUUGAUAAUGAUCUUAGCUUUAUUUCUAAUUUUGAAUAAUAAGACUGA